UAAUGGUAUACAAUAACUCAGUUAUACAAGUCUCGUUUGGUGAAACGGUUGUUUUUGUGCUCUUCCAUCUCGAACCAACUGAACUGAGUGUUUUCGUCUCUUCUCAUAGUACUUUCAUAUAUGCAUAAUUCGGGCUAAUUGAAAUUCAGUUUGUGAAGUGAAAUCAAAUGCGGGGCAAUCGAAUUACAUAAAAGUUAUUUCAAGUAAAAUUUUGCUGUUAAAUCGAUGCCAUUGGAAUUGAGCUGUAAAUUAAACCAAACGAGAUCAUUUAAAUAGAGAAAAGUGAUUCAUUUAGAGAAGAAAAAACACCAUACACACAAAAUUAUGAAGCAAACAUAAAGGUGCAUCAUUGCAUACCAUAUCAAAAUCAAACAGAGAAUCAAACAGAGACUACAGCUGCAAAUCAAUACACUGACCGGAGAUGCUGUGCACACAUACAAUCAUCAAAUAAUGUAUGUGAUUUGCUGUCUUCUUUAAACAAACGUAUGCGUUACUAUACUGUUGAUUUUUUACAACAACAACAAAACACACACACACACAUUUUGUGGUAAAAAUCAAAAGUGAGAAAAUUUGAAACCAACCACAGAAACAUUCAAAUUCCAAGGUGGACAGACAGAUGAAAUCUAUAUCAUAUAGUUGAGAGAAACACAAAACAUCGACAUUAACAAUACAUAUCGAAAUUUGUACAAUAACAAUAGUAGAGAAUUAGCGGUGGACGUGCUAAUAAGUAAAACAAUAGCGAUCAGGUUACAAGAAAACCACAACAGUCAAAAAUUGUGUUCAAUUGUUUGGUGAUGUGAGAGUUAUUUUGUUUUGCAAAAAUUGCUGUUACCGCACGUUUCAUCCGAUGCAUGUAAAGGAUACUCCUCAGUUGAUUUAAAGUGAUUUGUUACGUAUAUCAACGAAAAUAGUAUCGGCAGCAUUUGAAAAAGUGAGAGAGAAUGGGAUGGUACGAUUUAUUUCAUAGCAGUGAUGGACCAACACUCUAUACGAUAUCAAAUCGCACCUCGGUUACCUAUGACGUGUCCAUUGUCGCCGUAUGCAUUCUCUUUGCAACUUUAUUUUGUGCAUUUAUCAUCAUAUUUCCGGGCGUUAGAAAACAAAGAUUUUCAACAUUUUUAACGGUUACCUUAAGUUUGUUCGUCGGUCUAGUCAUUUUGGUCACCCGUCUUGGUUCAGCAUGGCAUGUUUCGUCAACGCACAUCGUAGCACCAUAUCGAUCAUUUUCGCGUGAAAAAAUACCCGGAACGAUUGGCGCCUACAUUGGUUUAAUGCAUUUGAAUGUCACCUUGAAAGCGCUACCAGUUGGAAAUUGGACAGUUCGAGACAUUGAUUUUAAUGAGCAAUUUCGUUGGGAUGCAGCACUGGACAUGCAAAAUUCAUAUCACAUGGCUCUAAAACGUGGUUUACCGUAUCCAAUUUUAACCGUGGCAGAGUACUUCAGUUUGGGUCGAGAAGGUUUUGCAUGGGGCGGACAAUAUAGAGCAGCUGGUUAUUUUGCCAGCAUUAUGCUAUGGGCAUCACUUGCAUCGUGGCUUUUAAUGAAUUUACUAUUGGUGGCUGUGCCAAGAUACGGAGCAUACACAAAAAUUGUUACCGGUUUAUUAUUAAUUAGUACAAAUCUAGGUUAUUCAUGGCUUGUGCCAAAGCCUCAGCUCGUCAUUAUCAUGGAAGGUGGACGUUUGACAUUUCACUAUGGUUGGUGUUUUUGGUUGAUUUUAGUAGCGGGCAUUUUGUGUUUGUUCGUCGGUACGGUUAUAUCCGGGAUUGAUUUGGUAUGGCCGCACACAUUUUCAACCAUUGUGGAAGUGUAUUUUGAUACCCCGUACGAUCGACACGUAAUUCUAGAGGAAUCACAUGACGUACGAUAUCAAAAACGAAACAGCCGGGCGCUUGAUGAAAGUUUGGGCCAUAAAAUAUUAAGACGUCUAUCGUCGAAGACACGAGACAUGAACAGCGGUGCAGGCAAUACUAGCAGUGGCAUCGAUAAUCGAGCAUAUCAACGAGAUGCACCAAACUCACCGUGGGAUUACACACAUCGACCGCGACCACUACAUCAGCCGUUGCAUCGAACAAUAUCAGAAGACUCGACUACUUCGAUGCAAAUGGAAAUGCAACCGAUUCAAAAAAUGGUUCUCUCACGGAAAAUACCGCAACCCAUUGCAGAGCAACACACUGUGGAUAUGAAUUGGUGAACGUAAAUCUAUUUACUCAAUUCAAAGUCAAGUUCAACGUUAAAGAGAGAAAGAGAACUGAGUGUUUGAUGAAAACGGAAACAUAAUUUUAAUUUUAAU
Molecule: messenger RNA, 2294 nt
Organism: Contarinia nasturtii (swede midge)
Lineage: Eukaryota; Metazoa; Arthropoda; Insecta; Diptera; Cecidomyiidae
Gene: mol
Product: dual oxidase maturation factor 1
Exons: 9
Coding region: 942-2195 (417 amino acids)
Biological process (GO): protein transport
Cellular component (GO): endoplasmic reticulum membrane
Source: RefSeq, a predicted model, not a curated record